CACAAGAGCCACAAACAACAACUCAUGCAGUGAGAAGUGAAGCUUGGCACGGCCACUCGCCAGAGACCUAACGUACAAACAAUAAUAGAGCGCUAGCGGCCAGGACAGAGCAAAAUAGGCCGGCACACCAAGACACAGCCGAGAGAGAUCACCACAAGCUCCUCAUCUUAAUUCCGCGCCAUGAUGAGCACGGGCACGGACACUACGGCCGAUGCCGUCCCGGUGGCCGUGGCGCCGGCGAAGCGCCCUCCCAUCAACAAGUACGCCUUCGCCUGCGCGCUCCUCGCCUCCAUGAACUCCGUCCUCCUCGGAUAUGACAUCUCGGUGAUGAGCGGCGCUCAGCUGUUCAUGAAGGAGGACCUGAAGAUCACGGACACGCAGAUCGAGAUACUGGCCGGCGUCAUCAACAUCUACUCGCUGUUCGGCUCGCUGGCGGCGGGGCUGACGUCGGACUGGCUGGGCCGGCGGUACACCAUGGUCCUCGCGGCCGCCAUCUUCUUCACGGGCGCGCUCCUCAUGGGCCUGGCCCCGAACUACGCCUUCCUCAUGGCCGGCCGCUUCGUGGCCGGCAUCGGCGUCGGCUACGCGCUCAUGAUCGCGCCCGUGUACACGGCCGAGGUCGCGCCAACCUCCGCCAGGGGCUUCCUCACCUCCUUCCCCGAGGUCUUCAACAACUUCGGCAUCCUCCUCGGCUACGUCUCCAACUUCGCCUUCGCGCGCCUCCCCGUGCACCUCAGCUGGCGCGCCAUGUUCCUCGUCGGCGCCGUGCCGCCCAUCUUCCUCGGCUUCGCCGUGCUCGCCAUGCCCGAGUCCCCGAGGUGGCUCGUCAUGCGCGGCCGCAUCGACGACGCGCGGUACGUGCUCCAGAGGACCUCUGACUCCCCCGAGGAGGCCGAGGAGCGGCUGCUGGACAUCAAGAGAGUCGUGGGCAUCCCGGCGGACGCGACCGAUGCCGACGACGUCGUGGCCAUCGUGCGCGCCAACGAGGCCGCGCGCGGGCAAGGCGUGUGGAAGGAGCUGCUGAUCAACCCGAGCCGGCCGGUCCGGCGCAUGCUGGUGGCAGGGCUCGGGCUCAUGUUCAUCCAGCAGGCCACGGGCGUGGACUGCGUGGUGAUGUACAGCCCGCGGGUGUUCGAGCAGGCCGGCAUCAAGUCCAAGACAAACUCCCUGGGCGCGUCCAUGGCCGUCGGCGUCUGCAAGACCUUCUUCAUCCCGAUCUCCACGCUGCUGCUCGACCGCGUCGGGCGGCGGCCGCUGCUUCUUGCCAGCGGCGGCGGCAUGGCCAUCUUCCUCUUCACGCUGGCCACGUCCCUGCUCAUGAUGGACCGGCGCCCGGAGUCGGAGUCGAAAGCCCUGGGCGCCGUGAGCAUCGCGGCCAUGCUCUCCUUCGUGGCGUCGUUCGCGUCCGGGCUCGGCCCCGUGGCGUGGGUCUACUGCUCCGAGAUCUACCCGCUGCGGCUCCGGGCGCAGGCCGCCGCCAUCGGCACGGGGCUCAACAGGCUCAUGAGCGGGGCGACCACCAUGUCUUUCCUCUCGCUCUCACACACGAUCACCAUUGCCGGGAGCUUCUACCUCUACGCCUGCGUCGCGACCGCCGGCUGGGUGUUCAUGUACUUCUUCCUGCCGGAGACCAUGGGCAAGAGCCUCGAGGACACCGGGAAGCUCUUCGGCAAGGACACGGACGACGACGUCGACGGCGGCGCCGUCGUGGCCGUGCGCCAUGAGCGCAAGAAGUCUACUGAGCUCGUCGCUCAACAGUGACAGUGUGUGAGCUGCUAGCUAUGCACGUCCGUACUCCGUACACAUGUCGUCCUUGGUGUGGUCCAAAGCUUAUAUUCGGCGAAUCUCUAGAUUCCGGACACGUUGCUUAGAUUUCCAAGCUUUUUAGGCUUCCGUGCACAACGGUUGUUGUUGGUCUUUGUGCUCUUGGCCAACAUGUAGGGACACCCAGCAGCGCUUUACGGGCAGAAAGAUCAGCUGAUUUUCCACAGACGUGACGAACCGACGUAGAAAGGCUCCGGUGAGCCGGUGUGGCCCGUGACGGAUCUUUUUCACCCAUGUCGUGCACGAUUCGCACUAUAUCACAGCUGAUUUUCCACAGCCUGGUGUUAUGCUUUGGCGCAGUGAUUCUGUACGAGUGUAUGAGUAAGUAGCAUAUCUAGCGAUGUACAUGCGUGUGUGUAUUAUAUGACUGAGUCCGAGUGCACAUGUGUACUUUUGUGUCAUUCAUUGAUCAUUUACAUGAUUUUUGUCUGUUUGUUUUUGAAAA
Messenger RNA from Brachypodium distachyon (stiff brome), 2269 nucleotides. RefSeq names its product putative polyol transporter 1. Gene Ontology annotation, biological process: transmembrane transport. Bases 181 to 1761 code for a protein of 526 amino acids. The transcript has 2 exons. Gene Ontology annotation, molecular function: carbohydrate transmembrane transporter activity. NCBI's taxonomy places the organism in Eukaryota, Viridiplantae, Streptophyta, Magnoliopsida, Poales, Poaceae. Gene Ontology annotation, cellular component: membrane. The record is from RefSeq and is a predicted model, not a curated record.